Molecule: messenger RNA, 1797 nt
Organism: Ricinus communis (castor bean)
Lineage: Eukaryota; Viridiplantae; Streptophyta; Magnoliopsida; Malpighiales; Euphorbiaceae
Product: E3 ubiquitin-protein ligase WAV3
Exons: 4
Coding region: 130-1674 (514 amino acids)
Source: RefSeq, a predicted model, not a curated record
AAAGGAAAAAAAAAAUUCAUAAAUCAGGGACGUGCUCCCUACUUAUACUGGAUUGGAGAUGUUUUUGGAAACCAGUAAGGAAAAUUUAGCAAAUCCAUAGUUCUGGUGUUUAUCAGUUCUCUGGGAAAAAUGAGCUUCAACGAUGAUGAGCAGAUUGUUGCACCUCAAGACUCAGGGUCAAGACCAACACCAAUUGUACCAGGAAGAGUACAGCUGACAAGCAUAAACAAUAACACGGCACCACUUGAAGAAAGUAAACUCAAGGUGAUGCUGGAGCUCACUGGUGGAGAUUCCACAAAUGACAGACCCGGAUUGGAUCUUGUGGCGGUAUUAGAUGUCAGUGGAAGCAUGGCAGGAGACAAGAUAGCAAAAGUGAAAACUGCCAUGCUAUUUGUGAUCAAGAAACUUAGUCCCAUCGAUCGUUUGUCAGUUGUCAAAUUCUCUGCGGAUGCUAGUAGGUUGUGCCCGUUGCGCCAAAUAACUGAAGAUUCUCAAAAAGACCUCGAAAAUCUUAUCAAUGGUUUAAAUGCCGAUGGUGCAACCAACAUCACUGCUGGCCUUCAAACUGGCUUAAAAGUGCUCAAUGACCGUAGUCUUAGCAGUGGGCGUGUAGUUGGCAUCAUUCUUAUGUCCGAUGGUGAGCAAAACGCUGGUGGUGAUGCUGCUCAAGUUCCAAUCGGCAAUGUGCCCGUAUACACAUUCGGAUUUGGCAUAAAUCAUGAACCUAGGGUGCUUAAGGCUAUCGCAAAUAAUAGCAUGGGAGGAACAUUCUCAGAUGUUCAAAACACCGAUAACCUGAGCCUAGCUUUUUCACAAUGUUUGGCUGGGCUUCUUACUGUGGUUGUUCAGGACCUGAAGUUGACGGUGACUCGAGUUAAAGAUGACUCGACAAUAGAGCAGGUAUCUGCCGGAAGCUAUCCACAAUCCAAGGAUGAUGUUAUCGGCUCUGUAACUGUUACGUUUGGUGACCUCUAUAGCAAAGAGGUGCGCAAGGUCAUAGUGGACCUUCUUCUCCUUGCUGUUAGUAACGAGCGAGGCGCAGAUGUUCUCGAAAUCGCUUACUCAUAUAGCACUGGGGGAAGACUGUUUGAAGCCCCUCCUGCAACCAUUACUGUACGCCGCACUGGGACAUCACUAGAUCAAGAAGAGAGGCCAGAGGUGAUAACUGAGGAGACCCGUCUCAGGACUGCAAGAAUGAUAAAAGAAGCAAGAGUUAUGGCUGAUGAAAGUAAAUUGAACGAUGCUCGGGAAAAGCUAGUUGAAGCACAGAACUCGUUGGAGGAUGUGGUUGAAGAGUCUAACCCAUUAAUUGAGAUGAUGAAGUCAGAGCUGCAACAGCUCUUGAAAUUGAUGAAAUCACAAGAAAUGUAUGAAAAGCAAGGGCGUCCUUUUGCACUCUCCUCUGAGACUUCCCAUGACCGCCAACGUUUUGCUUCAAGAGGAGAUGUGGAAAGCCUGCGGCUAUUUGCCACUCCGCGUAUGGACAAAUAUCUUGAGCAAGCUAAGUCAUUUGACGAGGAUCCCAGCAAGCCACUGCCCUCAGUGGAUGAGGAUGUGAAGGAAGAACUGGCGGCGAAUCCCCUUGCUCCUAUCGCUGGACCUCUUACCUUCUAUAUUCAGGCGGCCAUUCAAUCCCUCCAAGCCAUUGAAAAAAUUAUCAGUAGAGGCCUUUGAUUCCAGCUGGUCAUCUUCAAAUUUCAUUUUGCUUUUGCCAUUCAAUAAAUUGGACCACUAUGUAUGGCUUUUAUCGGUUUUUCGAACAAUUAAUCAAAUAAACAGUUUUUAUGGGAGCCCAAA